CCGCGCCGCCGCCCAAGCCGACGGGCGUCGCGCUCCAUCCCCUCUUGAUGACGGAGAGCGUCGAGGUGCCGCAAGAGAAGAACGAGAAGCGCGCCAUGCGCGCGCGAUACAAGACAAUGGCACCCAAGUUCUCGACGGUGCGCGCGAACGCCGCCGCUGCCGAGGAGUCGGCGGCGAAGGCAGCAAAGGUCGUGCCGCCCGCGGUCGCGCUCGCGAACCCGUACAUCUCGACGCCGACGCCGGGGAUCGGCCCCGAGACGCGCGGCGCGACGGCGCCCGCGCCUGCGCGCAAGUCGCGCAAGAUGGCGUUCUCGAAGCCGGGCAAGUAUAUCAAGCAGGGAGACCAGCUGCGCAAUGAGAUCAAGCUUGAGGAGCUCAAGGCGCGCAUCGCCGCGCAGUCGCGCAAGGCUGGUCUCGACUCCGAGUUCGAUGUGUUGGAGCGCAGCCUUAAGCGGCAGGCGCCUCCGGCCGUCGAGUGGUGGGACGAGGCGAUUAUGCCGUCGGGCAUGGGGUACGACGACUUGCCAAAGGCCCUGGAGUACAUCGAGACGAAUAAUGAGAGUCUGGUGACGCAUCUGGUACAGCACCCUAUUGCAAUUACGGCGGCGGGAGACAGGCGGCAGCCCGAGCGCGGGCUGAUGCUCACGAAGAAGGAGCAGAAAAAGAUGCGGCGACAGCGGCGCAUGGCUGAGCUCAAGGACAGGCAGGACCGCGUGCGGAUGGGCCUCAUCCCCCCCGAUCCGCCCAAGGUGCGCCUCGCGAACAUGAUGAAGGUCCUCACCUCGGACGCGGUCCAGGACCCGACGAAACUCGAGAAGCGUAUUGUGCGCGAAGUCGAGCUGCGCGCCCUCAAGCACGAGCAGGACAACGCCGAGCGCAAGCUCUCGAAGGAGGAGCGCCGCGAGAAGGAGUACGCCAAGCUCAACGACGCCGAGUCCAAGAACGGCCUCCAGGCGUCCGUGUACCUCAUCCGAUACCUCACCAACGGGCGGCACAAGUUCAAGGUCCGCAAGACGGCCGAGCACGACCUGCUUACUGGCUUGACGAUUUUCGCGCCCAACUUCGCCCUCGUCGUCGUCGAGGGCGUCGCGAAGAAGAUCAAGCAUUACCGGCAGCUGAUGACGGCGCGGAUUGACUGGACAGAGGAGCCGCGGGCACAGGGCGAGUCCGGGAGCGACAGCGAGGCGGACGAGGGCGAGGGGGAGAAGAAGGACGGGCCAGACAUGAGCACGAACCGCUGCGAGGUGGUUUGGGAAGGCGAGAUUCCAGAGCGCACGUUCAAGUUCUUCCGCGCACGGCAUGCCGAGACGGAUAGCGAGGGCAAGAACCUCCUCGGGCCAAAGUACGAGGGGUUGUGGGACCUCGCCAAGCGGUGGAAUUGGGACGGCGAUGUCUACUGAGCGCAUCAAGCGGAGGGGGCGCGGUGCGACGGAGCGGCGGCGUGAUGGCGCGACAGUGGCAGACGCGGACGCUCGCGUUACAUGUAUAUUAUCAUCAUCCGUGCGAGCGGUGAACAACGCCG
This is a messenger RNA of Cutaneotrichosporon oleaginosum, 1522 nucleotides long. RefSeq lists its product as uncharacterized. NCBI's taxonomy places the organism in Eukaryota, Fungi, Basidiomycota, Tremellomycetes, Trichosporonales, Trichosporonaceae. Gene Ontology annotation, biological process: mRNA splicing, via spliceosome. The record is from RefSeq and is a predicted model, not a curated record. Gene Ontology annotation, cellular component: U4/U6 x U5 tri-snRNP complex.